CACACACGAGUCUGGUCUGCUCCAGGGAUUAUCGUAGCGCUUUCAGAUCUGAUGGAAGACAUGCAGGCAUGAAUAGGGCUGUUUGGUUGUCAGUGCGAGCUCAUGCUUGUGAUGGACUACAGCCGGACGGACGCUAACCUUAGCUGGCAUUCACAAAACAGCAUUCCUCCUUACUGAGACCAGCUCCACAGAAUGCUGAGUCCUAUUGUCCCUUAUAGCCUGUUAAAGAUGCACUGGAACCCAGAGCAUGCCCAGCCUCUCAGCCAGUGGCCUGAGCAGCACCUGGACGUCUCCUCCACCACCUCCUCUCCGGCCCACAAGUCGGAAUUCUACUCUAGCCGUGGUCGCAGCGGCUACAACUACGCCUGGGCCAAUGACGACAUCUCUGCUCUCACAGCCUCUAACCUGUUGAAGCGUUAUGCUGAGAAGUACUCUGGCGUCCUGGACUCACCAUAUGACCGGCCACCCACUGUGGGCACCUACCCAGAGCCGGGGGCCUUUGGGGGCCUCAGCGUCCCGAAGACUGAGCUAGAGCCCUGGCCGCUGACACACAGCACCGAUGCCUCCUAUUCCCUGGUGCCCCCUGGAGGCCAUGACAGCCUCUCAGGUUCCAAGGUUGUAGCCACAUCUGCGGGCCCUCCGGGGGUCAGCAGUGUUUCGGUGGUGAACAGUAACCUCUCGGACUCGGGCUACAGCGGCAGCAGCUCCUGCAGCGGCUCUAGCGAGUACCCCUCCAGCUACAAUGGCACCUAUCUUUCCUCAGGGUACUGUCCCCAACCCAGUGCAGCACUUCCCCCUGCCUCCCUCCACACCCUCCAAUCCACCCCCACCCUUGUGCCCAGCUACAGUCCUACCACACCUGUCUAUAACUACCCUGCUAGCACGUACCCUCCCCAGACCAGCCUCGCCACAAGCUACAGCCACCCCUCCGCAACCUACCUACCGUCAGGUCUACCAGCCCCUACUCCCGUUCCCUCACGGCCCACAGUGGUAGGAGGCAGCUAUAGUUACCAGAGCACCAACCUUGGGACGUCUGAGUCUGGAGGGACAUUAAAACGAAAAGCAUUUGAGAUGAGCGUGGAAGAGGAUGAGAGCGAAGACGGGUCUCGGUACAGGAAGUAUAGCUAUGACCCUUUGAAGCCCGGGGGGAACUCACCCUACAGUGUGAGUGACAAAACAGAGUGUCGAGGAAACGGCUUCAACGGUUCAGGCAGCGCAGACCCUCAAACCUUCAAGCCCAGUAAGCCCUCCUCCCAGCCCCUGGUGUCUCCUCCGUAUGGGGCAGCAGGGGAAUUCAGCCCUCCAGCGGGCAUGACGGGGGAGAACGGCGUGGCAGAGCAGGGCUUCAUCCAGCAGCAUCGCUCCCAGGCACACAAGCGCCCUCCACUGUGUGCUCCGACUGUUGAGACUAUGAAGAGCCCAGACCCCCGACUAUUGGACCUUGUCAAUGGGGAGUUACUGGACUGCAGCCCGGCACUGGGCUGGGGUGAGCUGGCUGGGCUCACCCAUGUAAAGGCCGCCCUGGAGGAGGACCUCCUGUGGCCCGUGUUGAGGCCCAGUGCAGUGAUGCGGCCACCACGAACCGUCCUGCUGUUUGGCCCCCGGGGAGGGGGUAAGACGACGCUGACUCGUUCUUUGGCUUCACAGUUGGGGGCGUCCUUCUAUCGGCUGAGUGGAGCCAUGCUGGCCUCGAAAGGGAAGGCUGAGGCAGAGCACAUUCUGGGGUCUCUGUUGCAGGUGGCAGCGGCUCGGCGGCCCUCAGUGGUGCUGCUCAGCCAGCUGGAGGCCAUGGAGGAGGAGGGGCUGCGGCAGACACUGCUGACCACCCUGGAGAAAGCCCAGGUGGGGAGCACAGGUCUGGUGAUUCUUGUGUGUGCCACUGGAAGGCCAGAUCUCCUGCAAGACGCAGUCCAUCGGAGCUUUGCCAAGCGGUAUCACGUUGGCCUGCCAGAUGUGGGUAUGCGCAGGCAGGUGCUGCUGCAGGCGCUGUCGCCCCAGGGCUGCAGCCUGAGCGAGAGGGAGCUGAGCGCCGUGCUGCAGCGCACAGAGGGCUUCUCCGUGUGGGAGUUGCUGCAGCUCUGCCAGCAGGCACUCUCCUCAGCAUCCUCCCCCACCGGGGCCAUGCAUGGCCAUUCCACAUCCUCCAAACCCCCAGCCUUCACAGACUUUGAGAAUGCCUUCUGCAAGGUGCGCCCACACACCACCAUAAAAGAACUGGACACUUGUAUAGAGUGGAGCAAAAUGUAUAACCACUGAAAAAGCAGCCAGUCACUGUGCUCGGACUGCGUCACGACCCUGUUUUUGCUUUGUCGUGGAACGCCUUUGGAAUGUUUUGUUGUUGUUUUGUAAUUACAGAUUAUGCAGCCAAAAGAGCCGGAGAAGCUCGGCAGUACGGGAGAGCUGACAGAGUUGUUUCCCUGGCAGAAGCAUGCCAUGGUGUGCUGUUUUUGUUUUCAUAUGAAUAUCCGCAAUAUUUAAUUUUUCCCAAAGAGAAGAAAGAUGAAUAGGCCUUGUUGAGUGGGAUAGUGUAUUAGUCUUUUGGCCAAUGGGAAAAUCAGAUUAUAUACUAUUUGGAUACUCUCAGAGAUCCUGAUUAGCCUUGGUCCGGGACAAAAUCAAUUAUUUGUUGCUAGGUGACGUGGUCCAAGAUUAUGGAUAAUCAGGGUUUGGAAAAUCCCCCCUUUGACUGCUACUCUCAGGAUCCUAUUUAUUGCCAGUCCACUUCCGCAUUAUCCUAAUGUUGAUUUAGCUAUUGGAUUGUCACUAAUUAUUCAGUGCGAAGGGCUUGGGAUUAUUUCUGCAAAAAAAACAGUUUUUGACCAAAAAGACGUCAAACCAAAUGCAUAAUGUUGCUAUAUUUCUCAAACAGACUGGUUCUGAAAAUCAAAAUAAUUGAUCCCUCUUGAUAGCUUCUCACCAAAUCAAACGGUUAGUCCUCAAUAUUCUGAAAAAAAGAGAAAAUCAGAUGGAUUUUAAUAAAUCUAAAAUAUGCUGCUGCUGUCCAAGUAAAAUCUUGCAGUUACACUCAACAUGUUUGGUGUUAGAAAUAUGCCUCACGUUAUCUUCAUUUAACUCUCCAGUAGUACAACGCACCCUUAAAAUGGUACAAUACACACACAACAUUCUUUAUUACUGUUGGGUUGUUGUCCUUAACUUCCUCAGAUUUGUUCUUGAUCUCGCAUUCCUCAUCGUCGGCAGUUUUCCUGAGAAUCUCACUGAAAAAAAAACACCCGCACACACCCAGCCUCUCUAUAGCAUAUCUGUUUGCUCUUUCACGUACUCCUUUUGUUUUCAUAGUGUGUAGUCUUGUUUGAAAUGCUCAGGAAGAAUUUCUUUACCUCAGAAAUAUGAAAUAUGAAAUAAAGAAUGUAUGUUAUCUUAGGGUCUUAGUAGAGGAGCGGCGUGGAGCGAGAGAGAGUGGAGCGAGGAGAAACCUGACAGUCUUGUAAUACCCACUACAGCUGGGCUUUUACCUCGGGAGAGAAACUUGAAUAUGCUACAAAGAGUAACAUUGAAUGUAAUUCAGGUAUUUCAAAGGAUAUUUGAUGCCAUAAAUCCAUGUAUUAUUAUAUAUGAAUAUAUAAAUAUGUUUUCUUCUCUGUUCUUUUACCCUUUGUUUUUAUUGUAGUUUAUGGUGGAGUGAUGAUUGUCUUCAAGAAAUGCUAUGUAGAAUACAGAAAAUAUUCCUUUUUUUGUUGGACAAACUGCUUCCAAAUCCCAAAAGUUUUUUGAUGUUUACUUGAGUUUGCGUGUUUGUAGUUUCACACCUGCAGAAUAUCAUUUUGAAAAUGUAAAUACAACGCACACAAUCAUCAGAACACAAAAUCUGAGCACAAAAUACCUCCCAAAAACACAACAAACAAACCCACAGAUGCAAAAUAAAAAAAAAAAGCUUCAAGAUUAAGUAAAUAGCUUUCAGCAGAGGUUUAUGUGUACAUAUUGUGGAUAAACCCAACAUGUAGACAAUCCAGACAGAUCUCUCUUUUUCCACCAGUUCUGUUUUAACAAGCUGGAAAAACCCGGUCACUGGACUGCAGGUACAGAGGUCGUAUGUAUUAUACUGUUGCCAUGGUCCUGAGGAGGUAUACACAGAAUGAUGUAAUAUUUCCCACUGCCCUUUCCUCCCUCUGUCUCCCCCCUCCCUCCCUCAUCAUUAUUUUUCUCUUUUUCUCUCUCCCCAGUGCAAUCUCAUUAGAUUGGAUUGCCCCCUGGCCACGAGCCCCAGUGGCCAUGUGGCGUUGUAUCCUCUCCCCGCCCCGCCCUUUCCCCUCCUCCUCCUCCCUUAUACCAAUGCCUCUGGAGUGGAAGUGGUCUGAUUGAUGUCCAGCAACCCUAUAUCACAGUGCAGCCGUCCCUCUCCAGCUGGUGGCUUCAGUCAUGCCAUACAGCCAGAUCAAUCAGUGACCCCCGCUGUGCAUACUGAUCACUGUCUCCCAAACCGAAAACACAUUUACAACUUACAGGAAAGCCUCAAGGUCCAGAUAAUGAAAGCGAUUAUUCAUCUGUAAUCACAAAAAUGUAAUAUUUGCGGUGACUUAAAGUCGCUGCAACAUUUUUGUUCCCACCUCUCCUGACAGUUUGUCCAACAAAACAAGCUUUUAUUUUUUACAUGUUUUGAUCUGUUAUGGCGGUAACUUUGUUCUUGUACAUUUUCUGUAACCAUUUCUACCUCAUUUUUGCGGCAUAUUGUACAUGAAAGUAUUUAUUUCAUGUCUUUUUUGAUGUCUGUUUUAAAAAUGAUAAUGUUCUUGAACUGUAAUGGUCUACCUCAGAAAAGACUGUAUUUUAAGAGAAG
Molecule: messenger RNA, 4795 nt
Organism: Plectropomus leopardus (leopard coralgrouper)
Lineage: Eukaryota; Metazoa; Chordata; Actinopteri; Perciformes; Serranidae
Gene: fignl2
Product: fidgetin like 2
Molecular function (GO): microtubule severing ATPase activity; ATP hydrolysis activity; ATP binding
Source: RefSeq, a predicted model, not a curated record